This is a messenger RNA of Helobdella robusta, 2157 nucleotides long. RefSeq lists its product as hypothetical. NCBI's taxonomy places the organism in Eukaryota, Metazoa, Annelida, Clitellata, Rhynchobdellida, Glossiphoniidae. The transcript is spliced from 18 exons. Gene Ontology annotation, molecular function: arylsulfatase activity. The coding region runs from base 16 to 1563 and encodes 515 amino acids. The record is from RefSeq and is a predicted model, not a curated record.
CCCAACUUCAUUGUCAUGAUCAUGGAUGACAUGGGGUGGGGUGAUUUAGGGUGCUAUGGCAAUCCCUCAAGAGAGACCCCGAAUCUUGAUAGGAUGGCUUCCGAGGGGGUUCUCUUCACAGAUAUGUAUGCUGCUAGUGCCAUAUGCUCUCCGUCAAGGGCAUCUCUAUUAACUGGGAGAUUGCCAGUAAGGAAUGGUUUCUACUCCUUGGAUCAAGCUAGGAAUUCUUACGCCCCUCAAGAAGUUAUUGGUGGAAUCCAAGAGUCGGAGGUCCUCAUAUCAGAGCUGUUAAGAACCGGAGGGUAUAAGAAUAAGAUUAUCGGAAAAUGGCAUUUAGGUCACAGACCAGAGUAUUUGCCAUUGAAACAUGGCUUUGAUGAGUGGCUAGGUGCUCCUAACUGUCAUUAUAGAUAUGACAACAAGUACAUCCCAAAUAUUCCGUUCUUCAGAGAUGAUCACAUGAUUGGCAGGUUGUAUUAUGAUGAGAUUGAGAUUGAUGACAAACUCGGUCUGUCUAAUUUGACGCAAGUCUACAUCGAGGACGCCAUAGAAUUUAUACAGCGUCAGUCGCUAAAGAAGCAGCCGUUCUUCCUCUACUGGACACCCGACGGCAGUCACACCCCCCUCUACGUUUCCCCAAAGUUUAGAAACAAGAGUAAAAGAGGAUUAUACGGGGACGUGGUGAUGGAGUUGGAUUACGGGGUGGGUAGGAUCUUGGAGGCCCUCCGGAAACUCCGCAUCGAGAACGACACUUUCGUCCUCUUCUCCUCUGACAAUGGGGCAGCCACCUACGCAUUCGACGAAGGUUUUUGUUAUUAUUAUUAUUAUUGUUAUUGGGGUAGUAACGGGCCUUUCCUCUGUGGCAAGCAGACGACAUUCGAAGGAGGGAUGCGAGAGCCCGCCAUAGCAUGGUGGCCUGGAAAAAUUAAACCCAAGUUGCACACGGGGGCAGCCAGUUUGAUGGAUAUCCUACCGACCCUGGCUGAUUUGGCGGGUGUAGAAGUCCCUAAGAACUUAAUUCUGGACGGGGAGAGCCUUAAGGAUGUGCUGUUGGGGGAUAAUAAUAAUAAUAAUAAUAACAAUAAUGAUGAUAAUAAUAAUAAGGAUAAUGUUAAUGAUGUUAAUGAUGAGCCAAUUUUUUACUAUAGAGGAAACACCUUAUUCAAUAUCAGGUGGUACGGUCCGUAUAAGGCUCAUUAUUAUACAUGGGCAACACCGACUGAAGCGAAAAAUCAAGGCUACGAGUAUUGCCCUGGCCAGCAGGUAGACGGGGUGACCACUAGCAACAUGACUGACCAUUCCAAGAAUCCCAUCCUCUUCCAUCUGGGAAGAGAUCCGGGAGAAAAGAUGCCCAUCAAUGUGAACACGAACGAGUAUAGGGACACAGUGGUGAUUUUGAAUCAGGUACUGAAGAGACAUGAGGAGAGCAUGGAAUUCGGGAAGGCCCAGCUGGAAUGGUGUGAUCAAUCCGUCCAAAACUGGUCUCCCCCUGGUUGCGAGAAGAUCAACCAAUGUCUCCCCGCUCCAUUAUCUCAACCGUACAGAUGUGCCUGGCCCUAUUAAAUUCUUGUCAAUACUUUUAUUUUCAUUGUGGGAGAGAUUAUGAAGUUGAUCGAUUGAUUGGUUGAUUGAUUAAUUGAUUGAUUGGUUGGUUGAUUGAUUGAUUGGUUAAUUGAUUGGUUAAUUGAUUGGUUGGUUGGUUGGUUGGUUGGUUGGUUGGUUGGUUGGUUGGUUGGUUGGUUGGUUGGUUGGUUGAUUGAUUGAUUCAUUCAUUCAUUCAUUCAUUGGUCGGUUGGCUGAUUAAUUAAUGUUUCAUUUUUUUUAAUCGAGUUUCAAUUCUAGUCAUGAUUUACAUAAUGAGUGAAUGAAUUAAUGAAUAAAUUAACGAACGAACGAACGAAUGGAACGAAAGAACGAAUGUAUAAACGAAUGAACAAAUCAAUAAAAAAACUAUCAAAUGAAUGAUGGAAUGAAUGAGACAACUCUCAAUACAUUCUUACUACGUUGGAAUAGUAAUAAUUAUAAUAAUAACAACAAUAAUAAUAAUAUAAUUUAUAUUUUUUAUUCUUUUAUUUUGAAAAACACUUUUUUCCGUAGCUUUUGCUUUUGCAUCAGUUUAAUGUUAGCCUAUUGUUAUUGUUUACUGUUAUUUUUAUC